AUGAAUCCAUCUGCGGCAUUCCCAAAGGCCGCGGCUAUCCCCGCGCGUCUGUUGCGAACCCAGCGACAAUGCACCACUUCCAACAAUGGCAUUUCUACAUCCAACAAAACAAGAGGAUAUCAUGCGACUGUCUCCGCUUCCCCAGCUAGACGUCUCCGAGAGGGCGUCUGCAAGAGAAAGGAUCCAUUGGUGAUAUCAGCUAGGACCUUCCAUACUACCUCUCCUCUUUCGGCAAUCGCCGAUCCCUAUAAGGUCCUCGGCGUGGACAAAAAGGCAUCCGCCGGCGAAAUCAAGAAAGCUUAUUACGGAUUGGCCAAAAAGUACCACCCGGACACCAACAAAGAUGCUCAAGCGAAAGACAAGUUUGCGGAAGCUCAGACAGCCUACGAAUUGCUGUCCGAUGCCACCAAGCGAGAGAACUACGACAAGUAUGGUUCGGCUGCGUUCGAUCAGAAUGGCGGAUUCGACCCAAGCGCUGGCGGCAAUCCCUUCUCUGGUGCGGGUGGCUUCCACGGAUUUGGUGGUGGAUUUGGAGGAGGUGGCUUUGGCGGAGGCUUCUCGGGCGACAUCAACUUCGAAGAUCUCUUUGGCGCCUUUACCGGAGGUGCACGUCGCGGGCCCCGGGGUCGGCGCAACCCCUUCCAGGAACAGAUUUUGGUUGGUGAAGAUAUCGAGGUGCAAACCAACAUCUCGUUCAUGGAGGCCGCGAAGGGCACGACCCAGGAAAUAAUCGUCACACCAUUGACCAAGUGUGGAACCUGUAAAGGUGACGGUCUGAAACCUGGUGCCAAGCGGUCCCAAUGUCGUCAGUGCAAUGGUACCGGUACCCGUGUUCAUAUGAUGCAGGGAGGCUUCCAAGUCGCCGCCACUUGUGAGGCCUGUGGGGGUGCUGGUAUGUCUGUUCCCCGUGGAUCAGAGUGCAGCCCCUGCAAUGGAAACGGUGUGACUAGGGAACGCAAGACUAUCAAGGUCGACAUUCCCGGUGGUGUUGAAGAUGGUAUGCGUCUGCGAGUGACCGGUGAAGGUGACAACCCGCCCACAGGAGCUGCUGUUCCACCCGGUGCCCGAACCCAGCCUGGUGAUCUCUAUGUCUCCAUCCGAGUCGCCCCCGACCACCGCUUCAGCCGCUCCGGGUCCGACAUUCUCUACACAUCCUCCAUUCCUCUCACCACUGCCAUUCUGGGUGGUGAGGUGACAAUUCCAACUCUCGACAGCGAGGUAAAGGUUAAAGUGGCCACGGGCACUGGCACCGGUGACAAGAUUACCCUGUCCGGAAUGGGUAUGAAGAAGCUUGGUGGUCGAACAGCACGCGGCUUCACUCCCAAUGGUGAUCUUAAGGUUGAAUUCAAGGUCGCCAUGCCGAAGUACUUGACUGGAAACCAGCGUACUAUUCUGGAAGUCCUUGCAGACGAGAUGAACGAUAAGACAGCCAAACGGACAAUGAACUUUGGCAAGGAUAGUCCGACGUCUGCCUCCGGGGGCGGCGAUGAAGCGAACAAAAAUGAAGGGUUCCUGAAAUCUGUCUGGCAUCGUCUUACAGAGAAGAACGGCGAUUCUUCCAAGUCAACCCAGGACAAUAAGGAUACUCCCAAGAAUUCUAAGGACUCCAAGGAUACUGCCAGCAAGGACAGUAAGGACAGCUCGAAGAAGUCCUAG
Messenger RNA from Penicillium soppii, 1656 nucleotides. Its product is annotated as putative mitochondrial DnaJ chaperone (Mdj1). Gene Ontology annotation, cellular component: cytoplasm. The transcript has 3 exons. Gene Ontology annotation, biological process: response to heat; protein refolding. Bases 1 to 1656 code for a protein of 551 amino acids. Lineage: Eukaryota; Fungi; Ascomycota; Eurotiomycetes; Eurotiales; Aspergillaceae. Gene Ontology annotation, molecular function: ATP binding; heat shock protein binding. The record is from RefSeq and is a predicted model, not a curated record.